CCUGCCAUAGAGUGAACAGUAAACUUCUGAGUGCUCCACUGAUCGCGUUACUGGUCUAGUCAACUUAGAAACUUGGCAUUAGUAUUGAAGUUGUUUGAAAUUUGUUUGGUACAGGUUUUAAUAUUUUCACGGAAAUUUCAAAGUGUUGACGGUGGCUGCGACCCUGAUGGCGGGUGCGUAUAAGAACUCCGACGUGACGUGGACUGCAAACGAUGGUGGCUGCAACUACACCGGCUUCUUCAUCAGCUUCUCCGGCCAGGAGAAGUACGUCGAAACUACAUCGUCCCAGACAACGAUAGAGAACAUCCCAGGGUGCAACAGCACAGACGUCAUCGUCUCCUUCGGUCUCCCUACCGGAGAGAAGUUUGGUACCACCGCCCAGACGGUGGCGACUCCCAAGCCAGAACCUCAAAAAACCUCGCCGUUUAAUGUGGUGCCUGGAUUCACAAUGGAUGCCAACUUGUUCCCGAACAAAACGAUUAUCGUAUCUUAUGACGCUUCUCCUGGCUGCGGUAGCUUCACCAAGUUCACCCUUCUUUUUGGCGUCGAAUACACGAACUCAACGCGCAAUGUUCCGCCGCUUGUCUACCCCAUAUCGGAACCAAAAGGCAAAAUUGAGAUCGGCACAAAGAAUGUGACUGAUAUUUGCCUGACUUCCCUCCUCAAUAUCCUAUACAACCAGGCGACGGAUGGCGAAAAUAUCACGGGUUUAAUCAGUACCUUCUUUUUACCUCUCAGUGAACUCGGAAGGGAUGACCUGUACCCCUACGAAAUAGGUUCGAAUGAUGUCGUCUUCCACUGGCCUACUAACCUGACAGCUUACGACGUCUGUGGCGUCCUCCCCGGUACCACACUGUCAAUCGUGGCCGCUGAAGUCACAUACAUGGUGCCAAUAUCUAAUGGCACUAUCACCUUGACCAACUUGGCACCGGAGCUACCAACAUAUGUCGAUGUGAUUGAUGAUACCUUGGGCAUCAAUCUGAACUCCAUUCUUGUAAAGAAACCGGGUUCUACUGGUUAAGCGGUUCACUGCUGUCGUUCAAGAGCGGUUCUCUGCAGCGGUUCAUCACGAACUGCGCCCAGUGGAACACUGCAUGCCAAGCCAUUACAGUUUCUAAUGAGGAACUGAAGGCAGAUGAGAACCCGCUUAGUUAAAUAAAUGUUAUUGGUGCA
Molecule: messenger RNA, 1173 nt
Organism: Hyalella azteca
Lineage: Eukaryota; Metazoa; Arthropoda; Malacostraca; Amphipoda; Hyalellidae
Exons: 6
Coding region: 167-1021 (284 amino acids)
Source: RefSeq, a predicted model, not a curated record